UCCCCCGCGGCGUGGGCGGGACAGCCUGCGGGGGCGUGCCAGAGGCUGCCGGCAGCGUGCUAGUGUUUGUGUGCAUCUGGAGGCUGCUGAAGAGAGAGGAGCCGGAGACGUAGCAGUGUCUGCCGCGAUGUCCGUACAGGUAGUGACCGCGAAGAUGGCAGAAGUGGAGCUGAAGGACGCAGUUAGAGAGAGGUCGAAUGAAGCCGCCCCUGCAGCCCCCAUCACCGCUGCCCUACCUAUCGAGCCCGACAACAACACCGCGGUGUCCCCGGUCAGCCAGCCGGUGAAGGGUGUCCCCGCUUCGGCCAUGAAGAGGACGGACCCGGUGCAGCGGCCUGGAGAUGGAGCGAGCAGCCCAGAGGGAGCAGUUAGCGAGGCCCCGCGCACCGUUAAGAAGCAGAUCCAGUUUGCGGACCAGAAGAGAGAAUUUAAUAAACGCCCAACAAAGAUUGGACGUCGCUCCUUGUCCCGCUCUAUAUCUCAAUCCUCAACUGAUAGCUACAGCUCUGCUGCUUCCUAUACAGACAGCUCAGAUGAUGAGACCUCUCCGAGGGACAAACAGCAGAAGAACUCCAAGGGCAGCAGUGAUUUCUGUGUGAAAAACAUCAAGCAAGCUGAAUUUGGCCGUCGAGAAAUUGAAAUAGCUGAGCAAGAGAUGCCGGCACUGAUGGCUUUGCGCAAAAGAGCACAAGGAGAAAAACCACUAGCUGGGGCCAAAAUUGUUGGCUGUACUCACAUAACAGCACAGACUGCGGUUCUCAUUGAGACAUUGGGAGCCUUAGGAGCUCAGUGUAGAUGGGCUGCCUGCAAUAUCUACUCCACACUUAAUGAGGUGGCUGCAGCCUUGGCUGAAAGUGGCGUUCCAGUGUUCUCGUGGAAAGGGGAAUCUGAAGAUGACUUUUGGUGGUGCAUUGACCGGUGUGUAAAUGUGGAAGGUUGGCAGCCCAACAUGAUUCUCGAUGAUGGCGGAGACCUCACACACUGGAUAUAUAAGAAAUAUCCAAAUAUGUUCAAAAAAAUAAAGGGCAUCGUGGAGGAAAGUGUAACUGGUGUGCAUCGCCUGUACCAGUUGUCUAAAGCUGGAAAGCUGUGUGUUCCCGCCAUGAACGUCAAUGAUUCUGUUACUAAACAGAAAUUUGACAAUUUGUACUGUUGUCGCGAGUCCAUCUUGGAUGGUCUGAAGCGGACAACAGACAUGAUGUUUGGUGGGAAGCAGGUGGUGGUGUGCGGCUAUGGUGAGGUUGGGAAGGGAUGUUGUGCCGCUCUUAAGGCAAUGGGAGCUAUUGUGUAUGUGACAGAAAUUGAUCCAAUCUGUGCUCUGCAGGCUUGCAUGGAUGGCUUCAGGGUUGUCAAACUCAAUGAAGUCAUCAGACAAGUAGAUAUUGUCAUCACUUGCACAGGGAACAAGAAUGUGGUGACUAGAGAACAUCUAGAUCGUAUGAAGAAUGGCUGUAUUGUCUGCAACAUGGGGCACUCCAAUACUGAGAUAGAUGUGGUAAGCCUGCGCACUCCUGAAUUGACAUGGGAACGAGUGCGGUCCCAAGUUGACCAUGUUAUCUGGCCUGAUGGCAAGAGGAUUGUUCUUCUGGCUGAGGGACGCCUGCUUAACCUGAGCUGCUCCACUGUCCCCACUUUUGUGUUAUCCAUUACUGCUACCACACAGGCACUUGCACUCAUUGAAUUGUACAAUGCUCCUGAGGGACGCUACAAGCAGGACGUCUACCUUUUGCCCAAGAAAAUGGAUGAAUAUGUGGCGAGUCUCCAUCUUCCCACAUUUGAUGCCCACCUGACUGAACUUUCUGAUGAGCAGGCCAAGUAUCUGGGUCUCAACAAGAAUGGACCUUUUAAACCAAACUACUACAGGUAUUGAAUACACCUAAAUACCACAGACCAGAGCUGUUGGAAGAUGGGGGGUUCUGGAAUACAUCAGAUGAAAAUAUGAAGCCUUUCACAGCCACUGUACAGCCAGUUCUUACUUCAAGACCUGGACUUUCUGCCAUAUUAGGAAACCUAUUAGGGUAUUUAUUAAAGUGAAGAUGCCUAGAAUAUGGAAUCUGUGCUAAUCCGCAGAUUGCCUUUUUUUUUUUUUUGGGAGGGGUCUUGUUCCUAGGUCAUUGACAAGUCCCCUCCAGUUUUAUGCUGUACUUAUCCAUUAAUACUGCUUGUCCCAGCAGCACAUGGGUAGGGGAACAAGUUAACAAGCAUGAAUCAUGAGAAAAUUUAUUUUGCAUUAACUUGCAUUUUAUUUUAUUUUUUAAUAUUGAUGAUUCUGAAGGAUGAGAAGUGCAGAUGUCUUAAUGAAACCUGUAAAGUGACUUAAAUUCUAUUUUAUUGUGGUUUUUAGUAGUUAUAGUUUUUGUGUUUUUUUUUUUUUCAUUUUUUAUUUUUUUUGACUCCCUUGUCAGAUAAUGGAGAUGAUAGUAUUAUUAUUGUUAGAUUUCACCUCUUAUGCUGGUGUGAUGACUCCAAAAAGAUAAAACACUACAUAGUAACUUGCUAAACUGUGAUGCAUAUUAGUAACUACAUGAUUAAAUGAAUGCACACCUUCCUAAAGGUCCAUGCUUGUACAUUUUGCAUUAUUCCAUGAACCCUAUAUGAAGUGCUGGCUUCUUGCAGAAUCUGUAUUUGCUACUUUUAACCAUGGAGUAAUGAGAGAUGUACUAUCUGGUGCUGUGUGCAUGUUUUCUUUUCUUUUUUAAUUUUCGUUUUUUUUAUCUGGUUGUAAUUUUUUUUGUUUUAAUGUAUAAAUUGACUGCCACCAAAUAAAAAAAGACUUGGAAAGGGAAAGAGUCAAGCUCCAGCCAUGGCCUGAUGUUUCCCAUAUGGUAGCCAUUUUUCCCAAAAUAAAGUAUUUUGAAUAUUUUUGCAUCCUUAUUACUGAUGCAAGUCCCAGCCUGACCAUGGGUCUUGACCUGAACUAACAGCUGUCAGUUCUGGGCAUCAGGCCGAUACUUGUACCUGUGAUGCAGAUGCAAAAAUAUGCGUUUUUAAAAAGAAAAUAAAAAAAUGGCGGCUGGAAAUGAAGGUGGACAUUCAGAUGUGUUCAUUUUAGUUUUCUUUUAAAAGGGAAUAUUAAUAUAUUUUAUGCCUCUUGGCUAUUAAAGUAAAAUAUAAGUUAAAUCCCAAUAACCUGAAAUCCUUAAAUCUCAAAGUUAACGGAAGGAACGGACCGCACAUUCCUGCUAGGUGAAUAUUCAAAAAUCUAAU
Messenger RNA from Hyla sarda, 3207 nucleotides. It is a transcript of the gene AHCYL2, whose product is annotated as adenosylhomocysteinase like 2. The transcript is spliced from 17 exons. Gene Ontology annotation, cellular component: cytosol. Gene Ontology annotation, biological process: L-methionine cycle. The coding region runs from base 128 to 1870 and encodes 580 amino acids. The record is from RefSeq and is a predicted model, not a curated record. Lineage: Eukaryota; Metazoa; Chordata; Amphibia; Anura; Hylidae.